AUGUACAUUUUUACUCGUUCUAUUCCAAGUUGUUUGUCACCUGACAACAAUAAUGUGCAAUGGUGGUAUAUCAAAAAACUACCAUUAACCAAUGCAUAUUUGUACAUGGACGAGCAUAAUGUAAUUUUUCUUAGUGAUAUCACUCUGGCUGAAAGUGCACUUGGAAGAACGCUUGAGAGUAUCAAAACCAAUGAAGUUUUGAUGUUCAAUGACAAGCCUUGGCAGUUUGGUGACAAAAAUGAAAAUCAAGAGACACCUCUAAAUGGCCAGUGGCAACCUGAUCAGUAUGGUACAUCCAAAGGAUUUGUUGCACUUACCAGUUCUGGAAAUGGAAUUCACGUAAAACACACUAUGCCUGGUUUUCCUGCCAUUUUGCCCACUAAUAAUGAGGUUGCAAUGCCUUCAAGCUAUCCAGGAAAGUGGUUCCCUCAAGACUACCAUUUGGCUGAUGAACAAUCGAUUAAUUUGAAUAUCGGUCAUUCAUUUUUAUGUCAUACUCUUAUCGGCCUUAGCAAUUUAGAGAUGACUGCAUUUUUUAAUACUUUAGUGCCAUUGGUUCCAAAGAUUUAUUUUAACACAUUCAGUGAAAGAAAUCUAAGAUUCUUGAAUAAUAUAUUUGAAGGAUCAAUCGUUGAUUCCUCAGCCAAACAGUACAUCAGCCCAACUAUUGAAAUCCACAGUGGUUUACAAUCAAGUGCUUGGCAAUCUUUCUUUGGAUACACUACCGUUCCUAGAGAUGCCGUUGCAACUGCUAGUUUUAGUAGUUUGGUCGAGAAUAGAUUGCCAAUUGAUUUUUCAAAUCAAUACAACAUACCUUUGGAGAGUAGACAUUGGAUAUCGGAUGUCGAGGCACCAGGAUUUGCAUUUGACAAACUCAGAAUAUGUCUUGGUGAUUACCAUCCAACUUUGUCUUCAUCACCUGCCUCGUUUGUGUGUGUUGUUACCUCGAGUGCUGCCAAUACUUUCCUAAUCAAUACUGCCUACAAACUUAGAUCAAGUAUUUGCUCGUCACUUGAUUGUGAGACUAAACUGCAGAGUGAUUUCAAUGGAAAAGGUCAAGUUAGAUUCCAAGUCAACACUGUCAGUACCAAUAUCGGUUCACUCCUUUCUCGUACUCCAUUCGAUUCAAGUCUUCCUGAUACUGAAUUGACUGUUGUACCUGCUUCCGAUCCGUCAUGUCAGAGUGAUUGUGGUAUCUUUGAAUAUCAAACCAAUGAAUUUGCUUCUGUUGAUAUUGUCAAGUAUUACACUCCUGAGAUUAGAUUGUAUCUGAAGGAUAAUAAGAGAGGUAUUAGUAUUCAAUACUAUUCUGAAGACUCUGAAUACAUUGUAUACUCUACCAUUCUAAAGUAUCAAGACAAUCUAUUUUCACCAGAGACUGUCAGUACUUACGAUACAAAUGUAUUAAUGUUUUAUCGUACUUUACAAAUGUUGGUAGAUUUGUAUCCAAUUGUCAACACUGAUAGCACUUUCACACAACCACAAAUUACAGUUAAAAUUAAUAAUCAACACACAGCAAUAAUCAACGAUAACAACAACUACGGAAUACAAAUCGAUAACUUGUGUAUUGAUGAUUUGUUCCUUUCAUAUUCUUAUCACUACAUAACAUCAUUAAAUAAUAACUAUAAAUUAGAUUCUCUAAAUAUUAAUGAUCGAAUUCAACAACAAGAAUCAGAUGAAUAUGCAGAACAAUUGGCAACAAGCAAAGCAUUGAUUUAUUCUUUCGCGCUCAAAUUCAAACAGGAUAUUUUCCCAUAUCUGAGAUCAGAUAUAAAACAAAUCAUUCAUUGUGAUUCACCUGUUUCACUUGAAAUCUAUCAAAAGAAUGGAGUUGUUCAACCAGUUGCUCGUUCUUCAGGACUCAUUGCAUCAUUCCUUUGGGAUAUCAUCGAUAACCAAGCUGAUCAAGAUGAGAUAUUCUAUCAAGAUAGCUUUACCAGUGGAUUAGAUUCCUUAUCAUUCCCACUGAUCAAAGAGAUCAUCAAAGAGAAUGUUCCAUCCGAUAUAUUCACAGUCAUUGAUGUUCUAAAGUCAAAGAUUCAGAGUUCUGUCAUCGACACAACAAUGAUUUUUGACAACUUAGAUCGUGUCAUGAAUUUAAAUUAUAUUUACAAAUGUAAUUUCUGUUUGGAUAGUCCAACAAAUCCACCAACAGACCCAAUUUAUGAGAUAUUAGGAAGAUAUCAAGUUUGUGAAUCGAAUUUCCAAACACUUUCACUCAGUAAACUUUAUGAAACUGUUGGAAAAUGGGUUCAAUUUGAUGAACAUCAAAUAUCAUCCAAUGUUAUUUGGGAUUCAAUUUACGAAUCUCCAUUGAUCAGAUAUUUACGUAGUUCACAAUAUUUGAAGAAUCAGAUUGGUAUUCGAGAUAGAUAUUACUGUAAUAAUCCAAUGCACCAAGGUGAUCCAUUCUCUUCGAUCACUCCACUUGGUCUUGAUAUUAUCACGGAAUUGAUUGGUGUGUUAACUCAAACAGAAACAGUUAUCACCUAUGGAGACCACCUUUCAACCUAUUUUAUUCCAUUGGAGAAUGAACCAGAGGAAGGUUUUGGAAUUGUCAUGUUUGAUGGAAAGAUCUGUAGCUUUACUCAUUCAACAAAAGUUGAGUUUGAAAGUGGAGAACUUCUUCAAAGUUGUCCAGUUGAUCCAUUCAUUCUCUCCGUUGGACCAUUGACAGGUGACACCAAAGAUGAAACAACACUCAUCAUCAAAGGUCGAAAUCUUCAAUAUCUCCUAGUAAAGUUUGGUGACAUUUACCUCGAAGACUGUGACUAUACCAAUGAAGAUGAUCUCCACCAAAAGCAAUGUACAAUUCCAUCUGGACUUGGAACCAAAUCGAUUUCAAUCACUACACCAAAAGAACCUUCACUUAGACUUCCAAACACAUUCCAAUUCCAAUACAAUGCACCAACAAUCAGUUCUCCACGACCAUCUGAACAAUUCAACACAGUAGGUUCAGAGAUUACACUUUAUGGAAGCAAUCUUUUCUCCAUGACAUCAACAGUAAACGACAUUAAGUUAAAGAUUGGUGGAGUCUCAAUCGCAUUGAUCUCUGGUGGCAUCCAAGAUUCAAAAGAAUAUAUUACAUUUAAAACCAGAGGAUCUGGAUGGAACAAAAAUAUUUCAAUUGAAGUUGGUGGUCAAAUUUAUGAACAACUUGACUUUAUUGAUCAUAAAGCACCAAACAUCGAUUCAAUCUCCAAAGUAAUGUGGAAAACCGAUGGAGAAGAAGAUAUAAUUAUCACUGGUUCUCAAUUUGGUGAUGAAUCUCUGACAAUUGAUGAAUCACCAAUCUCGAGUUUGACCUGCAAUAGUCUCAUUCGUGUCAGUGACAACAAGAUUACUUGUAAAUCUGUCAUUGGUGGUGGAAAGAAUCUUAAAUUCAGUAUUCAUGUCGAUUCACAACAAUCCAACUUUUUACCUUUCGAUUAUAUUGCACCAACUAUUCUUCAAGUUGUUCAAGAACCAUUCGUCAACACAUCAUAUGGAGGUAAUUUCUGGGUUGUUGGUCUCAAUCUUGCAACAAUGACCGAGUUUGUUCCAUCAGUUAAUAUGUCCAAUGAUCAUUAUCAACUUUAUGAGUGUAUUGUAGAUGAAGAAAGUGUUUGUUUUCCAAACAAGUUAUAUUCAAAUGAAGAUGGUCAAGUAAUUGAAGUACCAACACAACAAACACCAGAUAAAGAUUUCGAUCCAUACAUUGAAAUAGAUAAGGAAUUCAGAUCAAUGGAAUUUGAUUGUAUUAAGUGUAGACUACCAGCAGGUGUUGGAAAUGACAACAUUGUCAUUCUUGAAGUUCUUCAACAACUAUCUGGAAAUUCAACAGACUCACUCGUUUUCCCAAGACCAUUAAUCUCCAAAGUAAUCAACAAUACAUCUGGAACUGAUGGUUCAGUAACACUCUCAAUUUUUGGAACGAAUUUCUCACCAAAAGAACAAAAAUUCGUUUAUGAUGAAGAAUCUGAGGAUUAUUAUGAAGUUCCACUUAUCGAAUAUGAACGUGGAUUUGACAGAAGUAAUAUUUCCAUUGGUCACUACCAUUUUAAGAAUAUCACAUGGGUGAAUUCAUCAUUGGUACACACAGAGAUCUAUGCUGGUGUUGGUGCCAAUCUUACAAUUUCUCUCUUCUUGGGAAAUCAAUCAAUGUUAAACAUUGAACCAAAUCAAAUUCUAUUUAAUUUCUCAUAUGAAAGACCAAAUAUCUCGGCGAUUGUUGGAAAUUUGAAUACAAGUGCCAACAAUGAAAUUACAAUCAAUGGUUUCAAUUUCAUUCCCAAAAAUCAAACGUUUUUGAAACAAUCAGAUUUCGACACCAGUUAUUUAACAAUCGGAGAAAACAAUUGCACAACACCAACUUGGACAAACUCAACUUCAUUUACAUGCACUCUCCACCCAGGAAUUGGUGCCAACUUGACAUUAACCGUUUUCAUUGGAAAUCAAUCGAAUAUCGAUGGAGUCAAGAAUUUCUCUUAUUCUGAACCUCACAUUAAGAGUGUAGAUUCAAGUGAUACCAAAGGAGGAUCAGUCAUUACAAUUCAUGGUGUCAACUUUGUUCCGAAAGAUGUUGAUCCAAAAGACUCUAAAGUUUUAAUCGAUGACGUUGAAUGUAAAAAUAUCAAUUGGAUUGAUCAAGACAGAAUCGAAUGCACUCCACCACCUGGAAUUGGUAAAAAUAUAUCGUUGGAAGUUGGAAUCGCCAAUCAAAAUACAACUGAAAACAUAUUCAAAUACAAUGAACCAAGCAUUGAAGAGAUUCCAAAUGUUUUGACGCAUGGUGAAUUGAUCACAAUCAAAGGAACCAAUUUCGUUCCGAAAGAUGUUGAUCCAAAAGGUUCCAAUCUCACCAUUAAUGACGAACUUUGUGAUGAUAUCACAUUCAUCGAUGAAACACAAAUAUCAUGCAAAUUCCUCAAAGGUAUCGGAAAAGACCAACCAUUAUCGAUAUCGAUCGAUUCACAAAGUGUCAAAGCUAAAUUCAAUUACAAAAUACCAGAGAUUACAGAAAUACCAAACAGUGAUACAUCUGGAUCAACGAUCACAAUCAAAGGAGAUAACUUUGUUCCAAAAGAUGUUCAAGAUGGUGGACCAACCUCGAGUUAUGUCGAAGUCAAUGGAAAGAAAUGCACAGAUUACGAUUGGAUCGAUCACAAUCAACUUUCAUGUAAAAUACCAAUUGGUAUUGGAAAGAAUGUUCCAUUUAAACUUUACAUUGGAAAACAAACACAUUCAAACAAUCAACAUAUCGAUUAUAAUCCACCUUCACUGCCAAGUGAUUCAGAUUAUUCGGGACCAACCAAUGGUGAUUUGACUUUGAUGAUCACAGGAUCAAACUUUGUACCUUCUGAUUUGGCAUCAUCAACACCAACCAAUGAUCAAAACAAUUAUGUAAAGAUUGGUGGUAAAUCAUGUCAAUCACUGACUUGGAAAGAUUCGAACUCAUUACAAUGUAAGAUUCCAAUUGGUACUGGUGUCAAGAAAUCAAUUGAAAUCAAAGUUGGAGGUCAAUUAAAUCAACAAAAUACCUAUUUCUCUUAUGACAAACCAACAAUACGUGAAAUAACACCAGAGAAAGGAAGAAUGGCAAGAAAUACAAUCGUCACUAUCAAAGGAACCAAUUUUGGAAAUGUCCAAGAUAAAGUCAGCAUCGAUGGUAAAGAUUGUAAUGUUUUCACAUGGAAUCAUGAACAGAUUGUAUGUGUUGCUCCUCAAUCCAGUUCUGAAGGUGAGAAAACAGUUUCAGUAACAGUUGACUCACAACAAUCGAAUCAAAACAUCAAAUACACCUAUUAUGACAAACCAAAGAUUGAGAGAAUCGAACCAAAAGAAGGAUCAAUCGAUGGAGAUGAACAAUUGACAAUCUAUGGAUCGAAUUUGAUUGAAGAUGGAAGUACAUUGAAGGUAUACUUUAAGAAACAAGAAUGUCCAGUUGUUUCUUCAACAAAAGAUCAAAUCGUAUUCACCAACAAGAAAGGAGCUGGUCAAAACAUUGAAAUUUAUAUCAAAUUGGUAAAUUCAAAACUUUCUGAUCAAAUUUCAAAUACAAACACUGAAUUCUCUUUCACUGGUCCAUCUAUCAGCAAAAUUAAUCCAGAAUCUGGAGAUAAGAACACGAAACAACCAAUUGAAAUUACUGGUACAAAUCUUGGACUUGUUGGAGAUGAACCAUCUGUCAUGAUUGGCUCGAAAGAAUGUUCCAAUGUCAAAGUGAUCUCAUCAUCAAAGGUGACAUGCAUUGUUCCAACUUCUUCAACUGCAAAAGUAGAACCAGUCAAGUUAACCUUUUAUUCUAAAGAAGCCACCUCAUCCUAUGAGUACACUGAAGAAGAAAGCAGCAGUGAAAGUGAAAGUAGCAGUAGUGACAGUGUAUCUGAUAGCACUGAAGAGCCUGAGCCUGAGCCUGAAGAAAUUAUCACCCAAAUGUUCUAUAUUAUUGGAGUUCCACCAAUUGUUUGGCCAGUACCACCAGGUCCACCUCCAAUCAUCCCAGUUCCUGUUAUGGUUGUAAAUGUUCUAAAAGGAUCGACUGCAUUCGAAAUCUUUAGAAAAACGAUGAUAUUGAAAACACCAGACAAUUUUGAAUUCCCAUUCUCAGACUUUGACUCUAUCAAGAUCGAUUGGGGAAAGAUCACAUCCUCUAGUCUCACCAAAUCUAAAUUUAAAAUUAAAAUUAGAUUCAAGAUUAGUUUCAAAUUAAAGAGUGGAAAAUCAUGGUCAUGCGAAUCUGACAGCUCUGAUGAAGAUGAUAAUGAUUCAGAUGGAUGGACUCGACCAACAGUAGAAGGAGGUCCACCUCAAGGUAAAUUCCCACAAUGGUUAUUGCCAGCUGGAAGCGAUCCAAAUCAAAUUCCAACUGAAUUACCAAACCCUCCAGCACUCCUCCUCAAAUCUAAAAUCAAAGGUCGUCUCUUUGAAGACAAGAAUCAAAACAUGAAAUUUGAUGGUGAUGAUACUCCAAUCACCAAUAAUCAAACGUUUAUGAUUGGAAUUGUCAAUGAUGAUGGAGAUUACACCAAUGGUAAAGUCAACUCUGAUGGAACAUAUGAAGUGGAGACUGACAAACAACUUGGUCUUUACACUUUGGUUGUGACAUCAAUACCAAUAUUUAGCAAUGCAAACUACUUCCUUCCACAAACCAGAUUCCAUAUUCCAUUCACUUUUGAAGGAUAUGAACAGAAUAUUCCUGUUUUCACCAAAUCACCACUUGGAUGUUUGGGAACUGUCGAAACCUAUUCAAAGAAGAUCACAUUACAAUAUGGUGAAUAUAAUUUGUUGGAUUUCGGAGUCUACAUGUUUGAAACUUCCACUCCUAAAUUCCCAGAUUAUUGUCAAGUCAAUCUCUUUGCAAAUAAGAUUGCCAUCAAAUAUAAGACAACAUCAGAUUUAACAUUAUUCUUGGAUACCAAUUUAGAUGGAAGUCCAGAUAGCUCAAUAUCUUCAGUUGAUUACGAUGUUUUAUCGACUGUUGAUGGAAAACAGUUAAUUCGUAGCUAUUCUUAUAAGGAUAAGAAAUCAUUUGAUUUACCAUCGAGUUCAUACAUUCGAUUCAAAGAAAGUACAGAAAUGACACCAAUCAUCAACAACUAUUAUGUUAAAGUUGAAGAUCCAAAUAAGAUUUCAACAAUUUCAAGCAAACUUGGAUUCAUAAACAUUGCACCAUCAAAGACGAUCUCAUUCACUGGUUCCAAUUCACAAAUACUUUCACUCACCUUUGGAAAGUUCACCAAACAAUUCUUUACCAAUAUCGAAUGGACUGACACCACAUUAUCAUUCACACCAAAGACCAAUCAAACUGUAAUUUUCAGCAAAGAUGAUGAAGACACCAAUGGUCGAAUCGCCUCACCAAAUGGAAAUCAAUAUGUUCUCAACAAAAUCACUUUUGGAAAUGUUGAAAUUGUCAAUCAAUAUCUAUUCUCAAAUGUAAUUCCAAGUACUGGUGAUAAGAUUGUGAUAUCGAAUGAUUACCCAUUCAAAACAGCAUCCUAUUUUAUUGAUUCCGUUCAAAUUAAAUGUGAUGUUCUUGAUUCACUCCAUUAUAAAUGUGAUAUCCCAGCGUCAACUGGAGGAGUAAAUACCAAACAAAUUACAUCCAAAUGGAAUGAUAUGAAUCUUUAUAACAUUCAUACUCUCACCUAUUCUCAAUCACAAACCACCACAACAUCAUCAACAACAUCCAGCACUGGAACUUCAUCAACUACUGGUGGAGUAACCACCACUGGUGAGAUAACUACAAGCUCAUCAACUACUGGUGGAAUAACCACCACUGGUGAGAUAACAACAACUUCAACAACAUCAACAACUGGUGGUGGUGGUUCAUUUUCAAGCUAUAUCUAUGGUUAUAUUCACGAUGACAGAAAUUAUAACAAUCAAUAUGAUCAAGGUGAACCAUUCUUGACAAACUUCAAAAUUCAAGUUAUUGGAAAUAAUAACUUUGAUUAUAGAACCACAAGUAAUGAAAGUGGAAUCUUUGAAUUCAGAGUUGUCGAACCUGGAACUUACAAGAUCACAAUUGAUUCAGAUAUCGAUGAAAUACCAUACUUUAUUCCAAUACAAACUGUUUAUGUCAGAGUUUCCAAUCAACUCACAAUUGUUUCAAAUAUUACUGUUUUCUCGAAAUCAAAUUAUGAAUGUUUCGGAACAAUAUCCAAUGCAGAACGAGAAACACUUUCAAUUCAAUAUGGUUCAUUUGAUUUAUCAAACUUUAACUAUAAUUUUAAUUCAUAUUAUCAAACCUAUUCAUUCCCACCAAUUUGUAAUGUAAUCUUGGAAGACUCAAUUAUUACAGUUAAAUAUAAAUCAAUGUUAAAUUUAUCAGUUUUCUAUGAUGAGAAUUUCAAUGGAUUAAAUGAUGAUAAUGCAACAUACCCAGUGAAUAUAUCAGUUUUAGUUCAAUCGAAUUUGAAAGGUAAACAAUUGGAAAGAUCGUUUAUCAUUGAUAAAGCUCCAUACUUUAUUGUGACGGAUAUUCCAGGUGACUCUUUUAUCAAUAUGACACAAAGAACAGAUUCAUGGAAUACAACAAUCGGAUUCAACACCAAAAACUAUUCAAUUCCAGAUGCAACAUUAUUCUCAACAAUCGAUGACAGUUUAAUAUUGUUUACAUCGAAUCCAAACAACACAAUAUCAUUAUUCAAUGACAGAACUAUCUCAAACAACACUCUUAUCAUUCCAUUUGGCAAAUACAAUUCAACAUUCUUUGAUAAUCUUUCAUGGAAUACUUCAAAUUUGACAUUGACCACAAUGCCAGAUCAAAUUGUUGUAAUAACAUUGAACAAUGGUUCAUCGAUAGUCAUUGAAAACAAUCAAACAGCCAACUUUAUUAAUUUCAAUAUUACAACAAUUGAAUUGAUCUAUUUAGAUCUUUUCAAAGAACUCCCAUUGAUCCCAUUGGUUGGUGGUUCUAUUAAGUUAUUCAAUGUUUAUUGGAAUUAUUCGAUUCAACCAGAGUUAUCAAUUGAAGGAUUCAAGAUGAACUGUUUAAUUUCAUCAAUUGACUCAUCUUUUGUUGAUUGUUCAGUUCCACCAUAUUUGAUUGGUGAUCUCAAGAAAGCAAUCAAAGUUACUUGGAAUGGAAUGGAUUUGUACCAAAAUGGAUUUAUUACCUAUGAAACACCUUUGACAACAACGUCAACAACAUCAACCAGCACCACUGGAAUUCCAACAACAACUGGUGGUUCUGACACAACAACGACUGGUGGUUCUGGUUCAACUACGACUACAUCGACAACUGGUGAUUCAACAACAGCCGGAAGUACAACAGCUGGAAGUACAACAGGAGGCACAACUCAAACAACUUUACUUGUUGGAUACCUAUUUAAUGACACCAAUUUCGAUGGAAUCUUUGAUUCUUCCGAAAAACCAAUGAGAAAUAUCAAAGUUGAAAUUGUUGGACCUGUCAAUUCAAGUACAACAACCUCAUCGACAGGUCAGUUUAGUUUCAUCAAUUUGAUUCCAGGAUCAUAUGAAAUCAAAGUCGAUUUCAAUGAAUCAUCAAAGUUCUACAAUCCAAUUGGAAAUUAUACAAUGCAGGUCACCAAUCAAUUUAUGAUCCAAAGAAACAUUGCACUAUUCUGGAAAUCACCUCUUGGAUGUGUCGGAUCAGCAACAACAUCAGAUUGGACAUAUUUGGUUCAAUAUGGAUCACACAACUUGACAAUAUUCAAGUUGAAUACCACAAAUAUCAAUUCAACAGCAUUUGUUCUUCCAGACUAUUGUGUUGGAACUGUUGUCAACAAUGAAACAAUUGAAAUCAAAUACAAAACUUCAAUCAAUUUAACAUUGUAUUAUGAUAUUAAUAUCAACGGAACACUCGAUGAAUCAGAUCUCAAAGUCAAUAACACUGUCAAUUCAACAAUCAUGAUCACAUCGAUUGUCAAUAAUCAAACAAUCAUCAGAAACAUGACAUCAUUGAUGAUUCCAUCGACAUUGUUGAUUGAUCUUCCAUCGAAUUCAACAUUCACAAUCAUUUCAGAUCCACAAUCCAAAACAUCAGCAAUUCUCAACAACCAUCAAAUCAGUUUAUCAAACUUCACAACAUUACACACAGUUAAUCAAUCAUUUGCAUUCUAUAAUGAAUAUCAAAACAACACAUUGACACUUGGAAAUAAUGAAACAAUCUCAACAUUCACAAUUCCAUAUGGUAAAUACAAUGUAUCGUACUUGGCAACACUUGGAUUCAAUUCAAGUUCCAUUAAAUUCAGAACCAAUGUCAAUCAAUCAGUAUUACUAAACUAUGAGACUGAAACAUUAAACAUCUCAAAUAGUACCAUUCAAGUGUUUAACACAUCAGGUCUUGAUUCAAUCGAACUUUAUGAUCCAAAUCUAUUCAAUAUUUCAUUCAUUCCAAGUCAUGGAUCAUCAAUCAAUCUAACCAACAGAUAUUGGAAUUUGAAUCAAGCAAAUAUUUCAAUUGAAGGAGUCAAUAUCGAUUGUCAUAAACUCAAUGAUACUGACCAAUUCGUAUCAUGUUCAAUUCCAAGAUAUAUUGUUGGUAACUGGACAAGAUCAGUUUCGAUUUCAAUGAACAACCACACACUUUAUCCAAACUACACAAUCACCUAUCAAAACAAUUGUUCGAAUUGUACUCUUGAACAAAAGUUACUCUCCCAAUGGACUGUUGAUAAUGUUAACUAUUACCAAUAUGAAGCGAAUAUCACCAAUUAUGGAAGUCACGAUCUUUCAUUCAUGGAGAUAUCAAUUGGUAAUGAUGAAAGCAUUUCAAAUAUGUGGGGUGCCACCAAACUCCAACAAUAUCUCUACUCAUUGAACAUUGAAGGUGUAUUUAAGAGCAAUACAAGUGACAAUCUUGUUUACAUCACCAACUCAAGUAAACCACUUGAUCUUUUCAUUGUUUAUUGCACAGAGUUUAUUUCAACACCAAUACCAACAACACCAAUAACACCAGAACAAAGUUCAAACAAAGUCAGAACAUCAUCUUUUAGAAGCAUGUCCAACAACAACAAUGACAACAACUGUAACUUUGAGAUCACACAAACAAUCAUGAGUAAUUGGACAACAGGUGAUCAACAUUAUACACUUUACUACAUGGUAAUGAAGAAUAUCGAUAACACCACCACCAAUAAGCACCAACAUGUCGAAAUCACAAUCGACACAAACAUUGAAUCGAUCUAUGGAAUCAAAGAACAAACAACAACAAACAACUAUUCAAUCGAUAUCGACACUGACAACAAACAAUUACAAAAAGAAUUUGUCAUCAUUACAACCAACACUGACAUUGAUCCAAUCAUUUCAAUCAAUCAAUGUUCUUAA
This is a messenger RNA of Heterostelium album PN500, 11763 nucleotides long. RefSeq lists its product as uncharacterized. The record is from RefSeq and is a predicted model, not a curated record. The transcript is spliced from 17 exons. NCBI's taxonomy places the organism in Eukaryota, Evosea, Eumycetozoa, Acytosteliales, Acytosteliaceae. Gene Ontology annotation, molecular function: carbohydrate binding. The coding region runs from base 1 to 11763 and encodes 3920 amino acids.